Messenger RNA from Gopherus evgoodei (Goodes thornscrub tortoise), 1126 nucleotides. Its product is annotated as translation initiation factor IF-2-like. Lineage: Eukaryota; Metazoa; Chordata; Testudines; Testudinidae. The coding region runs from base 14 to 1117 and encodes 367 amino acids. The transcript has 2 exons. The record is from RefSeq and is a predicted model, not a curated record.
AAGGACUCUCCUGAUGGAAGCGGCACUUAACCCUGUGGCCCCGACACAGAGCGCCGGCCCCGCUCCAGCACCGGACCGCGCCAGCUCCGGAAAGACGCCCCGGCACCGACCUUCCCCGGCACCGGGACUCGAUGCAAGGCCCUCGACGUCUGCCACUCCAACCUCGCAGACUCAAGCGGAGCGCCCGGCACCUACCUCUGCCGCGGCUUCGCCGCCAGGGGUUCCGUCGACUCCGGGCCCCGGAGGUCCGUCGAGUCUGGUCCCUCAUAGCUCCCCUAUAAGAUCCAGGGUUGAGCUGUUGGUCCCUUGGACGCCCGAGACAUUCGCUUCGGCACGGGACCUAAUUGCUCUGACUGAGCCCACGCUGCCUCAACCCCCGGUGCCUCUGGUGCGGGUUCUAUCUAGAGGCAAGCCUGCGACCAUGCGAGCGCCGUCUCCGGGCUCGCCCAGCCGGCACCGAUCCCCAUCGAGGUCCCGGCACCAUGGACGUUCUCGCUCCAGGCGCCGCUCGCAGUCCCGGCACUGCUCCCCACGGCGGUACCGGUCGUACUUGCAGCGCCGGUCAUCUUCCAGGCGGUCUCGCUACUCCCAGCACCGGUCUGGAUUGAGUCGCUGCUACCGGCAACGAGACUCGAGAAGCCGUUCUCGUCGGCGGUCAGCAUCCCGGUCGACCUCCCAGCACCGAGCCGGCGGCAGGUCCCGGUCCCAAUCCCGGCACCGGUACGAUUCUCGGUACUGGUCCCUGGCACCGAGGAGCUCUUCGACGUCGAGGCCGAGGGAGCCCUAUCAGCCCCGUUCGGCCCCACCAUGGCCGUCCCAGCAGCCGUCUGUCUCAUCACAGGCAGACAGCAUGUACGCUCUGGACAUGGAUAGGCCUGCUGCCCUCUUCCAAGACUUCCCCCCCCCCGCAGGAACAGGGACCCACAACAGUGGGGCUUCUGGACACCCUGGGAGUACCAUCAAGCCCAGAGCUCUCAGCACAUUUUACCACGACCAGCGACAUCUGAGCGCCGGGCUCCGGAGACCUCGUUGUCUCGCCCUCCCCCUUCUCCGACGGGGGAAGACCGGUCUAACUAGCAGUACCCUGAGCUCCCUCCAGGAUCAGAGGCAUUGGUAAAGACAGAGC